Messenger RNA from Danio rerio (zebrafish), 2256 nucleotides. The record is from RefSeq and is a predicted model, not a curated record. Lineage: Eukaryota; Metazoa; Chordata; Actinopteri; Cypriniformes; Danionidae.
CGCCCAAUGAUGUAGGAACCAAACAAUGGAUGCCGCUCUUCCCCACCGGAAAUAUUUACGUGUCGCGUCAGAAGAGCGUGUAAAACGAAUGAAUCACAAGUUUUUGUAAAGCUUUAAACGUAGUAAGUUACAUUUCCUGGAGUUCUGCAGUCUUGUCAGUGAAUGGAGAUGCAGUGCACACUAGUAAGUGUGGACGGAGAUCGGGUGGUUUUGCCUGAUGGUCGAGCUCUUAUGUUUGGUCGAGGUCCUGAAUCUAGAAUUUCAGACAAGAAGUGCUCAAGGCAUCAGGUCAAGCUUGUGGCCGAUUAUGCCAAACAAGAAGUUCUGGUUACACAGCUCGGCCCCAACCCUUCUUCACUGGAUGGUCAGUGUUUGGGUCGUGGUGAGUCUGGAUGUUUGACAACUGGCCAAACGCUGUACCUGGUUAAUGAGUCCUACCCGUUCACUGUGGAAUUUGCCUUUCACUGUGGAAUUCAGCUGUCUUCCUCUCCUCAGAAGAAAGAAAAGAUUACUAAUGAAAGCAAGCAAAGACAGAAAAGCUCCAAAGAAAGCUCGGGCAGCCUUAAAAGAAACAUCCAUGAUUACUUUUCUAAAUCCCCUAAAAAGGCAGCAAAGCGACCUUACAGCCCGGAGGAUGAUGUCCCUCAGCCGAAACGAGGACGUGAAGAUGAGGAUAAUGAAGAUGAAGGUACCUCAGCUGAGCAGAAGCUUCAGCAGUUGCAGGCGUUUGCCCAGAGUGAGAGUGACAAUUUUAAAAGCAGCAAUCCAUCCUCCACCUGCUCUCAGAGUCACUGGCAGCAGAUCGGCAGUCUGAUGCUUUUCACUGCAGCCGGAGUCACUGCCAGCUCCAAAAUCGCAGGGUUUGACAUUGAUGGCUGCAUUAUUACAACAAAGUCUGGCAAAGUGUUUCCCACAGGUCCAGAUGAUUGGAGGAUUCUAUACCCAGAGAUUCAGCCCAAGCUGGCCAGUCUGUUAAAGAAAGGAUAUAAGGUGGUGUUUUUCACCAAUCAGAUGGGUAUUUCUCGAGGCAAACUUAGACCCGAGGUGUUCAAAUCUAAAGCUGAGGACAUUCUCCAGACGCUGCAGCUUCCCAUUCAGGUGUUUGUUUCCACAGCCCCUGGGAUUUACAGAAAACCUGUCAUUGGGAUGUGGGAGCAUCUGUGUGAGAAGGCGAAUAGCGGAGUGAUGGUAGACGUGUCAGAGAGCUUUUAUGUAGGAGAUGCAGCAGGACGUCCCGCUAACUGGGCCCCAGGGAAAAAGAAGAAAGACUUCUCCUGCAGUGACAGACUGUUUGCCCUCAACAUUGGUCUUCAGUUUUACACCCCAGAGGAAUACUUCUUGGGCUGGAAACCUGCUACAUUCAGCUUCCCAGAAUUUGACCCAAGGAAAUUAGACUCUAAAGCACGUCUUUAUGAUCCGCCUGAUGCCUCGCUCACCUCUACCAAGCAGGAAAUCAUUGUCGCUGUGGGAUUUCCUGGAGCGGGCAAGUCAACGUUCUUCCAGACCCACAUCAUUCCAAAGGGUUAUGCGUACGUGAACAGGGACACAAUGGGCUCGUGGCAGCACUGUGUAUCAGCUUGUGAACGUGCGCUAAAGGAAGGCAAAAGCGUAGCGGUGGACAACACUAACCCGGAUCUAGAAUCUAGAAAAAGAUAUAUAGAUGUGGCUCAAAGCGCUGGUGUUUCCUGCAGAUGCUUCAACUUUACAGCCAGUCUGGAUCAAGCAAAGCAUAACAACAGGUUUCGUGAGAUGGUUCCUUCUGCAACUAAGCAUGUUCCUGUCAAUGACAUGGUGAUUCACAGCUACAAGAAAAAGUUUGUGGUGCCCAGCUUGUCUGAGGGCUUUUCUGAAGUCCUGCAGAUCCAUUUUGUGCCCAGUUUCAGUGACAAAAGGUCAGAGUUCCUGUUCAAGCAAUUCUCUGAGGGCUGAAGAGUGAAACUUGUGAGAAAAAUCAUGAAACACAAUGGCUGACUCUAAUUUGUGAAGAAAAUUCUAGAACCUCAUUUAAAAUCAGAACAUUAGUGCCAGUACAAGACUAAUUAUUAUAUUUUAUUGUCUUCUUUAGGUGAUUAAACUUGUCUUUAAUGCUAGUUUUUAAAUGUGGUGUUUGGGAAAUGCAUUCAUGGCUGCUAAAACUGACGGGCUGUAAAGACAAUAGAAUUAAAAUUGUCUUUUAUGUAUAUUAUUUUUUAAACUGGAGAAAUAAUUGCUUGUUUCAGAUUGACAUUCGCAAUAAAUACAAUUAAUAUGCUUCAA